CCUUCUACUGCUGCUCAUAGGAACUCCUCACUGCCGCGUUUCCAGUCGCUCACAAACUUCACUGCAAAUGACUCUGCGGCUCCAACUUUUGUUCCACAUAACUCAUUUGGUUUCGAUACCCUGCUGGAUUAAGCCCAUAAACUUUUGUUAUUCGUCCAAAGAAGUUUUUUUUUUCACGACAGCGCAGGUACAAUGACCGCAUUCUGCAGCAGAUCGACUGAUUAGGGGAGUGAGACCCAGUUUUCUGCAGGGCUGCAGUGUUUUUGCACUGUGACCUGUAGUUUUGGACACAGAUAGUGAAGUGGACACAGACACUUUAGGAUCAUGGAUAUCGGCAAUGAUGUGGAUUUGUCCAAUAAAAACAUCACCCCAUUGUGGAAACGCCGCACAGACUAUUAUAAAAAACCAGAGGACUCAAGCAAACCCAAACCGCGACCUGUCAGUUACCACAUAAAUGGGGACAUGACGGAGGACAGCGAGACUUCCUUCACCUUGAGCCAGCCUGCUGAGAGACUGGUGGUCACUCCUCCGUGUUGGGGCAAAAAUACUGUUGUGUUGAAGCACGUUCUGCACAAGCCCUCCCGGAAAUCCCGAGUAGUUCGAAGCAUCAGCAUCGGGCACCUCUCCAACGGACUCUUCUCACUGUCCAAAUUUAGGUCUGAGGAUAGCAGAUCCGCUUCACUGGACAAUAGAGUGUGUAAUGGAAACUGUGACGGUAGAAAAGUGACAGUAUGGCCGGAAAAGGGUCUUCAGGACCCCCAGAAAGGCAUGUCCAGUCCAUUCAGUCUGAGCUCACAGAAAGACCAGAUAGCAUUUGGGACGAGCUCGUCCUCACCCGAAGCUGUUCGUCUUCAGCGUUCCUCUCCUGUCCUGUCUCCACGUACUCCUAACUACAACCACCCUGAGCUCUCCUCCUUUUCAUCUGCAUCAAGCCCCUCUCCUCCAGCCCGGCGCACUCCCUCCCACAGCUCCACCUCCAGCAUCCCCUCCCUCUCUUCCCUUACCUCCUCAGACCCUCCAACCCCACGCUCCCCGUCGCCGGCAGACAGAGGCCAGGCAAUCCUUAGACAGUCCUCAUCUUCGCCCGCAUCUUCACAGGACACCAGGCAUGCCUCUUCCUCUUCUUCCUCCAUUUCGUCCACCUCACCCUCUCCUUCACUUUCACCGUCUAUCUCUCCCCCUCCCUCCAUUGUUCUCAGCACCCACAGUCCUGCUGCCCUGAAGAUGGGCACUCAGCAGCUCAUCCCCAAGGGCUUAGCAUCUGAUAUUCGGCAGAACAAGGUGCCUCCCUCUGGGCAGCAAGGCCAUGGUUUGGCAGGGCUGCUGGGGUUGGAUCAUUCCAAGCGAGCGUUGAAAGCCCUCAGCAUGGUGGAAACAGGAACCUACUUUUCUACAGUAGGGGGCCACGGUGAGAUGGAUGGGGAAAGUGAAAGCACAGGGACACUAAGAAGAGGCCUGAGGAGUACGUCCUACAGGAGGGCCGUUGUGAGUGGAGUAGACUUAGAAGUCCCGUCGGUAGAUCCAAAGGCCCAUCGGUUGUCCCACCCUGUCAUCAAAGGGCUAGAUGGGGAUAAACCAGAUUCACCAGUCACCCCAUCAAGUCCUGGCACUGUAAGCCUCACUAUCCCAGGAACAGCCAAGCCUGCGAGCCCUGUGUCACCCACACUUUCCAGCCCUGGGACACCCAAAUCUGUCAGCCCCAGAAUCUCUAAUCCUGCUAGCCGUGGGAUAGAAAAGCCUACCAGCACAGGGAAAAACAAGAGUCCAGAUAAGAAGAAAAUUUUGACCAGUCAGCGGACGUUUGACAGUGAGGAAGAGGAGCUGUACCAGAAUUACCAGGAGAAGGCAUUACAUGAUGACUCAGAUGAGGAUGCAGAUUCGAGAGAACCCAAACCUGAUAACGGCAUUGUGGUGCAGUACAGACCUAUACGUAUCUCCUGGAGUCAACUCAGUGUGGUCAAGAAACGUGGUCUCUGUGACCAGAUGACUCAGGAGGAACGCAAAAGGCAAGAGGCCAUUUUUGAGGUGAUUUCGUCAGAGCACUCUUAUCUGCACAGUCUGGAGAUCCUGAUCCGCAUGUUCAAGAACUCUGCAGAGCUCAGCGAGGCCAUGACCAAGACCGAACACCACCACCUCUUCUCCAACAUUGCCGAUGUCUGUGAAGCUAGCAAAAAGUUCUUUAAGGAACUGGAAGAAAGACACCAACAGAACAUAGUGAUCGAUGACAUCAGCGACAUUGUUUGCAAGCAUGCCCAGGCGAACUUUGAUCCCUACAUCACAUACUGCUCCAAUGAGGUCUACCAGCAGCGAACCCUGCAGAGGCUGGUGUCCAAGAAUCCAGUUUUGAAGGAGGUGCUGACCAGGAUAGAGGGCCACCCAGAUUGCAGGAACCUCCCCAUGAUCUCCUUCCUCAUCCUGCCCAUGCAGAGGAUCACUCGCUUGCCCCUGCUCAUGGAUACAAUUUGUCAGAAGACACAAAAAGACUUGGACCAAUAUGAAGAGUGUAAGAGGGCUUUACAAGCAGUUAGCAAGGUGGUAAGAAAGUGUAAUGAAGGAGCUCGCACAAUGGAGAGAACAGAGAUGAUGUAUACCAUCAACUCUCAGCUGGAGUUCAAGAUCAAGCCUUUCCCCCUGGUCUCAUCCUCCAGGUGGAUGGUAAAGAGAGGAGAGCUGACUGCAUUUGUGGAGGAAAACGGCAUCUUCCACAAGCGGAUGUCACGGCAACAGGUCUAUUUCUUCCUCUUCAAUGACGUCCUCAUCGUCACCAGGAAGAAGAGCGAGGAGAGUUAUACUGUGAUAGACUACGCUCUGAGGGACCAGAUCUGGGUGGGUUCCUGCCUGCCCGAGGAUCUCAACCUGUCACCGGUCCGAAGUACCGCCAGCAUGCUGAGCUCACGGCAAGGUGGCGCCAACCAUCUUUUCCGUCUAUGUUUCAGAAGCAACCACUCCGGAGAAAAAGUGCCCAUGAUUCUGGGGGCAGAGUUGCUGAAUGAGCGUGCUCGAUGGAUCAGUGCUCUGGGUCAGAAUGUCAACAACAACAAGAGUCAGGACAGAACCAAUGUCAUGCAGAUGGAGGUGAUCAGAACUUACACAGCCAAGCAGCCAGAUGAGCUGUCCCUGCAGGUAGCUGACGUGGUGCUGGUCUCGCAGACUGUAGACGACGGCUGGUAUGAAGGGGAGCGACUGCGCGACGGAGAAAGGGGAUGGUUCCUUGCGGAGUGUGCCCAACCAAUCACGUGCCAGGCCACCAUUGAGCGCAACAUGCAGAGGAUGGACCGCCUACAGGGGUUGGAGACUAAUGUGUGAGCAGGACGAGCUAGCCGCUCAACCCACAGAGGGCUUUUCUCAGCUGUUAAGAGACCUUUUGACAGACCAUGACCUGCCUUUUUAAGCAGUGUACCCAGACAAAUGACUUCAGUAACAGCAUCAGUGGCCUGCCUUCAAGGACCAGUGUGGCAGCUGAACUUUUUACACAGGGAUAAAGAUGAAGCCAUAGUUCAGCUCAGAGUCCACUAAAUAGUUCCAAAGCAAACUGUUGACUGUUCAGAACAACCACGAUGAAAGAACAGAGAUUUCCUUAAUUACUGAUCGGUCCCUGUGUGGGUGGCAUGGCUCAACGGUGGGACCUGUCGCAUUCAUUAAUUCCCCGGUCGGUUAGAAAACUUCACACCCAUUGCCAGAGCCACUGCUUUCAACACCCUGCUACAUAACCGUUGGUGUGAAAUUUGUAAAUUGUGGUGUUGUUUUUUUUAAAACAUAUUGAGUAUAAGUGAUGUGCAAUGUAAUAACUGACACUACAGUACCGCUAUAGGAGGUAAAGUGAAAAUGACAACAGCUUGAUAUGUACUCUGUUAAUGAGGCUCAGGCCAUGUGAUUAGGAGUAUUGCCAGUAAUCAUACAACUAUGAAGAUGCUGAUUGUUAAAGUAAUAAGGCAAGAGGGUGGGAUUGGCAGCUUCUUUACCGUGUGUGGGUUAGUGUAGAACUCCGAUGAAGGGAGGUAUAAUCUUAGAUGUCAUCUAUUGGCUAAGCAGAAGGGGCAAGUGUCCAUUCUCUACUUUGCUGUUUAUCAUCAGUUAAUGUCAACUCCAUGAAUCAGAAAUUUGUGUCACUCACUCAAUGAUUUGGACAUCCUGAAAUAUCGCACACACUUGAUGCCAGCCAGAGGUGGAUAUAUAAAUACCCCCCCUUUAGGAUUUAUAUAUGUGAGGUUACAGAGGCAAGCUGAGAUUAAUUUGUGUGUGCUGAUGCUGAGACCAGAAGAGAAGAGCAGCCCUGCUUUUAAUGUGAUUGUCCUGUGUGAGUCAUAUUUUUAGUGUUGCCAUGACCAGCCAAAGGAAAUGAAUGGCUUGGACAGAGUGUGGCGAUAACAUCAUCUAUCAAGCCCACUGUCCUGGCUCCAGCCCAAAUGACGACCACAACUGUUGAGCUACACGAAGAAAGGUAUGACAGUAGUGGAGCAGAGCACCCAGCAGGAGAGACCCGAGUAUCCAGAAUCUGAAAAAAACAGAUGAAGCUUUGCAUUUGCACUCAGGGAAAAUAAUCUAUGCAAUACCACACGUCCAAGCAUGAACUGAUCUUUAUUUCAAUCACUUCCUGCACUUCCUGUAACUAUUGUAAAUCAUCGAUGUACAUGUAAAUAUGUAAAACAGCCUGAACUGUAACAUGUAUGUUUUCCAAAAAUACAGAUUUAUAUUGCAGAAACUUGGUUAUUCAACCUUAUAUUUUAAUCAGCCACUAUAAAUAAAAGCUUAAUUGCU
Micropterus salmoides (largemouth bass) is the source of this 4758-nucleotide messenger RNA. RefSeq names its product rho guanine nucleotide exchange factor 26-like. The record is from RefSeq and is a predicted model, not a curated record. Gene Ontology annotation, biological process: activation of GTPase activity. The transcript is spliced from 15 exons. Gene Ontology annotation, molecular function: protein binding; guanyl-nucleotide exchange factor activity. Bases 325 to 3306 code for a protein of 993 amino acids. Lineage: Eukaryota; Metazoa; Chordata; Actinopteri; Centrarchiformes; Centrarchidae.